Molecule: messenger RNA, 3684 nt
Organism: Plasmodium vinckei vinckei
Lineage: Eukaryota; Apicomplexa; Aconoidasida; Haemosporida; Plasmodiidae
Product: importin-7, putative
Exons: 1
Coding region: 1-3684 (1227 amino acids)
Biological process (GO): protein import into nucleus
Cellular component (GO): cytosol; nuclear envelope
Molecular function (GO): small GTPase binding
Source: RefSeq, a predicted model, not a curated record
AUGGAAAAUGUAUUGGAUGUGGGAACAUUUUGUGAAAUGCUGGAAGGAUCCCUAAGUACAUCAAGGGCAAGACGAAUUCAAUGUGAAGAAUAUUUAAAACAGGUUCCGAAAAUAGCGGGAUAUAUCAAUACAACAUUGAACAUAGUAAAAAGUGUAAACACAAUAGAUGACAGUAUAAGAAUUUCUGCUUCGAUAUUUUUAAAAAAUAGUAUAAAAAAUAAUUAUGAUAGUUUAGAAAAAGAAGAGAUAUGUAUACUUAUAAAAGAUAUUUAUGAAAGCUUAUUAUACUUAGAGAUGAAAGACAAACAAUUAUAUGUUCAAUUAUUUGAGAUUAUGAAAAUUUUAAUCCAUAAGAAUUUCCCUGAAGAUUUUUAUAUUUUAGAAAAUAUAUUAAAUGAUAUAAAUCAAAGAAAGGAUGUAAGGAAGCUAUAUGUUAGUUUAUACUGCUUAAAAUUAAUAUUUAAAAAAUUAAAAAUAAAAAAAAAAGAGAAUUAUGAAUUAUACACAGAAAUUUUAAAUAAAUAUUUCUAUCCAUUAAUAAACUGCCUAUAUGAUUUAAGCUCAUUAGAUAUAAAUAAUAAUGACGUGAGUGAAAUAUUAAGUAUUAUAUGCAAAAUUUAUUACUAUGUUAAUGAUAGUUUUUUAAUUAAAGAGGUUAUAAUUUUGGAGUAUAUGGAUAACUAUUUUAGUUUAUUUGAUCAUAUAUUAAAGAAUGAAAUAAAUAUACCAAACUAUAUUAAUGAUGAAAAUUAUCUAAAAACCUUACCACAAUAUAAAUGCAAGAGAAUAGUUUUAGACAUUGUUACAAGAUUAUUAUCGAGAUAUAUCAAUGCUAAUUACAAUAAGUUUAACAAUGAUUUAAGCGAAAAAUUUUGUCAAAACUUUUUAAAUAAAUGGUUAUGCCCAUUCUUUGACGAUUUUAUAAUAAUUUUGCAAACUUAUGAUAGAAAUAAAAAAAGUUUAACUGACGAAUGCUUGAUAUAUAUUAUACAAGGCUUAUCAUAUGGUGUUGAAAAUGCAGUUAUAUAUAAAAAUUAUAUAAAAAAUAAUAUCGAAUUUUUGGUUAAAAAUAUUAUAUUCCCAUUAUUAUGCUAUAGUGAUGACGAUAUAGAAAAAAUACUCUACGAUGAAUAUGAUUAUACAAUGAAUAUAUUUAACAGCUAUUCCGUUGAAGACAAAAAAGUUAGUGUCACUUCUUUUAUAAAAGAUCUCACUAGGUAUAGGGGAGUAAAACAUACAUCCGAACUUUUUAUGCUUUGCGAAAGUGUUAUCAGUGCAUAUAACCAAAAUUAUGCUUCCAUAUAUAAUGAUCUUAAUACUGGCAUAAUUUCACCAGCCAAUCCUCAAGGGGCAGAUAACAACCCUAUAGAUACAGACAAACUUGAGCAAGUUUUACGAAACAAAUUUUGUAAAUAUAAAUAUGGUGCACUAAAAAUACUAGAAUGCUUAUAUAACAGAUUAUGUGAUAAAAAACGAAAUAUGAACAUAGAAGAAUUUUUAAAGACAUAUAUAGAAAAUGAUUUAAAUAGCCCAAAUUAUUUAUUAUGCUAUCAAUCUAUUGUAACAUAUUGCUCGUUUAUAAAAAAAAUUGAACAAUUUAAAGAUGUUAAUGGGCUUUUACGUAAUUAUGAAAUCAUAUUAAAUCACAUGAAAAGCUCAAGCUUGUUAAUUCGUGUAGCUAGUGCAUCUUAUAUUAAAAAGUUCUUUAAAAUAAAAAAUUAUGUAUUAAAAGAAGCCAUUAUAAAAACCAUACCAAUUUUAAUCGAGCGAUUAUUGAAUGUCAUUAAGGAAGUUAAAUGUGAAUAUAUUGUUAUGACAUUAGAUAAUUUGGCUUAUACAUAUAAAGACUAUAUAACACCAUAUGUUAAUGACGUUGUUAUAGCACUAUGCUCAAGUUUUGUUUUUCUAAUAAAUAAGAAAGAAGCAGAUGAGGAAAAUACUAAAGGAGGUAGAACUUCAAACUCAUUUGAAAACAGUUUACGAAAUGGUAAUACUGGAAAUGCAAUGAAUAAUACCUUAACAGAUGAUAAUAAUUCACUAUUUAAAGAUUCAAAGUUUAGUAUAAAUGGGGAUGAAAAAAAAGAUAAAAAAAAUGAAAAUGAAGAAUUAGAUUUAAAUUCCGUUAUUUUAUCUAUUUUAACUGCUAUUUUAAGUUUGCUUGAUUCCGUUAAUGAAAGUAAUAAAGCUCAAAUUUAUAGUAGCACUUUAUCUUAUUUAUAUGUUGUUGUUGAUGAAACAUUUAAAUCACCAUCUAUUGAUUACCUUGAGGAAGCAUUAUCACUUCUUACUAAUAUAACAUACUAUUUAGAUAUUGAUGAACAAGUUUAUAUGCGCUUUGAAAAAUUAUAUGAUAUAUUUUAUUUCAAUACCGAUGAUAAUUUGAAAUUGCAAGAAUUAAAUAUGAUUAGAAAUAAUCCACAACUUGCUUUAAGCACAGAUAUGAUAUUAAACGAAAAAAAUACAGAUGCUUAUUUUUAUGAUUUUAUUUUUGACUUAUCAUUCUCUCUUGGAGUUUUUGACAAUAUUAUUUCGAAAGCAACCCAAUACUUUGUUAAUAUAUAUAGCGAAAGAUACUGUAUGAAAUAUACACAUAUGAUAUAUAGAUUAGGUAUAUUUGCUUUACAUUCACGAAUUAUUAAAAGCAGUUGCAAAUUAUUUUAUAUUUUGUUUGAAGCUACAGUAAAAAUUCGAGGAAUCGAUGAAUUGAUAGAACCAAUUUUAACAGCUUUUUCAUUAAAACUAUUUAAACAUGAUCAAGUUCAAGCAUUAUUAUUAAGUCAGAAAAAAGCAAAAGAAACACCAUCAGGGGCAGAUAAUAAUGGAGCUAAUGAUGGGGCUGAUAGUUUAUGCAGUGAAUAUGAUGAAGAUAUAUUAAGCAAAACAAGUAUUGAAUAUAUUAAAAAAUUAUUUUAUUCAAUCAUAAUUUAUAAUUCUGAAAGUUUCUUUAUUUUUUUUAACAAAAUGAAUAAAACAAAUUAUAUAUUACUAUUUUUAUCAAAUAUGAGUGAUGUCAAAAUUAAUUCAACACGAAAAAUGUAUGUAUUAGCUAUGAGUGCAAUACUUGAAAAUAUACACAACCCCAAUAUAAGUAUGCACAUACCUGACGUCAACUCUUUUAUAAUAAACAUUGCAAAUGUUGCAAAUGACUAUCAUAUAAAUAGAAAUAAUGAUGAUUCAUCAGAAAAAUCAAUAGAUUCAAAAUCUUCAUCAGGAGAUGAAAAUAGUGAAAUCGACAUUGAUGAAAAUGAGGAUGCUACUAAUGAUAAAGCAUUUAAAUUAAUUAAAACUAUUGAAGCUUUAGAAAAAAAAAAUGAUCUUAAAAUUAAGCUUAAAGAUCAUGUUAUAGAUAAUGUCGAUGAAUUGGCACAAAUACAAGGAGAUAAUCAAACUCAAAAUAAAUUAGGAAGAAAUUUUAAUCAAAAUGCUGACCAGGAAGAAGAAGAAGAUGAAGAUGAUGAUGAUGACGAUGAUGAUUAUUAUGACUAUGACGAUUGUUCAGAUUAUAGUAGCGAUGAAUAUCGAAAUGGUUUUUUUGACGAUAUUAAUCCUUUUAAAACUUUAUAUGACGCAACCUUUAAUUUUUAUAAAAAAUAUGAAAAUUUAUGUAACCAAGAAAUAUUAGGAAAAAUUAAAUAUCUUGUUGAUGCUGACUUAACUGCGCAAAUGCAGGAACAGUCAAAAUAA